AUGGGCAACAAAAGCAGCCGCGUGAACUCUCCACCUUAUGCUUAUCCGUCUCCAAAGUACGCAAGACCGUCGCCUUACGGCCGACCAUCAGGGUCACUUUGCUCAGCUUCAGCCAUCUCACAGACUGGAAAUCCCAAUUAUGGAGCCCCAAGUCCUGCCGAACGGGGAAUGAUGUACUGCAAGACCAAAAACGCGACCGUAGGUCCAACGCCGUCUGUUCUCUACGGCAAAAAGUCUAGACGCAAUUCACCAGCACCGACACCAACUAACCUAUACUCGAAGCCUUCGGUUGCUUCAACACCAACACCGACACCGUUGUACACAAAACAAUCAAAGGGUUUGAUACACCAGGGCUUUUCCCGUUCGUCCAUUGUGCGAUCUGGAGUUUCGUCAUCUGGUGCGUCCAUCGGACAUUUGUCACCUUACGCCAUGUCAGGUACAUUGGCAGAAUCAUACUCAAGAUCGUCGGUAGUAGACUUCGAUGGCACAUCAGGUCAGAUGCCUAUGACAUUAUGUGUCAAGUGUCGGAUACCGUUUAAAGACACUACGACAGCUUUUUGCCGUGAUUGUGGAAGUGCUCGACCGGUAGGGACAACUAUACCUAUAGCAAUGGCAGCACAAUGCACCGUCAAUUUUGGGUCUAUUUUAUCUAUGAUAAAAGCUUUUUUUGUGUGUCUUGUCUUGAAAGACCCAAAUCAUUUUGGUAAUACUCGACUCAUUAUGGACGAAUUUCUUGCCGAUUUACGCGAAUUGGAUGAGACACAGGAACGUGUUGAAGCUGUGAGCGAUGGAAUGUUGCAUGUGCAGCGAUUAAAUGAUACUUGUCAGGCUCAAGAAAUGGUAGAAAGCUGGAUUCAGGCACUACGAGCUAGUGGCUUUCAGUCGGAACGCAUUGCAUUCUUAUAUGUGGCCAAUCACGUGCUACAGAAGACGCUAUUUGGCGAAGUAGAGACACAACAAACGCCAUUGUUUGUUGAUCUAUUUAGUAAGCAUUUGGAGGAAGCAGUAGCACUCGUGUGCAAUUCUCCCAUGGAUCGACAGAAUGUCACGAGGCUAUUGGAGUUGUGGCAUGAAAAGAAAAUAUUUACGGACAUUGAAGUGCUUAAAAUGUGGCGCUGUACUGGUGAAGAACUUCCUGAUUUUCUUUCUGCUGUAGACAACAAUACAAAUCGUAAACAAGAACACAAGACGGGCAAGGAUAUAGACAUGGAAGAGGUACUGGACAAUGAGGAAGCAGGAACGGAACUUCACCACGUGCUGCCAAUGAAACUGAACUCCCACUCUGCCAACCCGGUGCUAAAUGUGCUGAAGAAAAUCGACCAUCACAAAACGGCGGUGAGAUUCUUAGACCAACAGAUCCGAGAGAGACACCAGUUCUUGUUGCAAGACAGUCUUAUGAGGUACCAGACUGCAGCGGAUCUUGUAGCAGAUAAAGGAACUGCAUCGUCGCAGAUCAAGAAGAGAGCAGAAGAUUGUUUGAGACUCGUGAAAGUGCGCAAUAAAUUUAUCCGCAAAGUAGCAGAUUUGAAAGCGCAGCUGUCGGACGCUAUUGCCAACAUGAUUGACUACGAGGAAGAGGCCGCGACUAAGAUUGAGCAGAAACUUGAGCAAUGUGAUGAGAUUGACUUGGGGCUCAUGGAUUUGACAGAUCACCAGAAGAAGUUUCCUGAAGAGUGGUCGCACGCACGGUUCGUAAGUCUGGAGCGCCGAAAGCAGCGCGAGAAAGCUCAGCGUCAGAAGGACGAGGAAAUUGCUCGCUUGCAUCACGAGGCUAUUGCCGAAAGUGCGAUGCAUGCAAUGAAUCUAGAGGCUGGUAUCAACUCUAACUCGACGUCAGAGCUGCAGUCGCUGUCAAAGGAGUUUAACGAUCGGCCACAGGAAAAGGAUGUCAAGAUUGACAAUGAGAAUGAACUCGUCUGGAACCCAAUUCGCAAGGAAUUGGUGCCGUUACGGAGCUUAAACGUGGAUUGGGAAGAUUGGCGUGACCAUUAA
Peronospora belbahrii is the source of this 1992-nucleotide messenger RNA. Lineage: Eukaryota; Oomycota; Peronosporomycetes; Peronosporales; Peronosporaceae. The record is from the annotation of a GenBank genome assembly.